This is a messenger RNA of Nematostella vectensis (starlet sea anemone), 1676 nucleotides long. Its product is annotated as synapsin-2. Gene Ontology annotation, biological process: neurotransmitter secretion. Lineage: Eukaryota; Metazoa; Cnidaria; Anthozoa; Actiniaria; Edwardsiidae. The coding region runs from base 323 to 1564 and encodes 413 amino acids. Gene Ontology annotation, cellular component: synaptic vesicle; synaptic vesicle membrane. The record is from RefSeq and is a predicted model, not a curated record. Gene Ontology annotation, molecular function: metal ion binding; ATP binding. The transcript is spliced from 10 exons.
GUACGGAGAGCAGGUGAAAUGGAGGGAUUGUCUGCUGUGAAUAUUCAUCGCCUCUGUGAUCGCCAGUAUAUGGGUUUGGCACUAGAAAUGAGAAAUUUCUCGCUUAGUGUGUUCCAUUAUUCUCAUUUCCUGUCGGAGCUAGUCACCAGUUUUAAACGGGGCCCUGGGAAAACUGGCACACAUCCGAUCUAGGAAUAUUUGUUUGAACGGUUUUUAAAUUUGGCACGAGAAUUCUUCGGGGCAAGUUGAAGAAACGUGACAACCGACUCGGGCGGGCCUCGAGCUUUUAAACGACGCGGAUUGACAUUUUUUGAAGGUAAAAAUGGAGCUUUGGCAAAAAUUGAAAAACACUAACCCAAUUGCUGUGGGAAUAAGGAAUGCUCACGAGAGAUACAAAGAGGAGCAUGCAAGCAAGCAAACAACCACAAAUGGCUCGAAGGAGGACAUCUUAAAAACGAAAUCACCAGAGUCUAGAAAAUUAACAAAAACCCUGCUGAUAAUAGAUUCUGCGGACCAUGACUGGUCUAAGAUUUUCAAAGGGAGAAACCUACAUAAUGGAUCAUACGGAAUAAGAGUUGAACAGGCGGAAUUCGCGGACAUCAAUCUUGCAUCAUACUCGGACAGCGGUACCAUGGUGGACAUCCAGGUGUUCCGAGAAGGCACAGUUGUGGUUAGAUCAUUUCGUCCAGACUUCGUGCUCGUCAGACAAAGCAUCCGUGGAAUCGGACCAAGGGAGGACUAUCGCCAUAUUCUGCUCGGUCUUCAGUUUGGUAACGUGCCAAGCGUCAACUCGCUAGAGUCAAUAUACAAUUUCGCAGAGAAGCCAUGGGUGUUCUCACAGCUGAUACAAAUAAAGAAAAGACUCGGGAAAGAGGAGUUCCCUCUCAUUGAACAGGCCUACUAUCCUAAUCAUAAGGAAAUGCUGAUCACGCCGCGAUUCCCGGUGGUCGUCAAGGUCGGUCACGCUAACUCAGGCUACGGCAAGGUGUGCGCGCAGAACCACCGCACCUUCCAGGACAUCGCAAGCAUCGUCGCGUUAACGGACACGUACGCCACUACAGAACCCUUCGUCGCGGGCAAGUGCGACAUCAGGAUACAGAAAAUAGGAGAUCAUUUGCGCGCGUUCAAGCGGACAUCAAUUUCUGACAAUUGGAAGACGAACACGGGCUCUGCGGUGCUUGAACAGAUCGAGAUCACAGAUAGAUACAAAUUAUGGGCAGAGGAGUGUUCUAAGUUGUUUGGUGGGCUCGAUAUUAUGUGCGUUGAGGCAAUCCUCGGAAAAGACAAGAAAGAAUACAUCAUUGAGGUGACGGACACCGCCAUGCGUCUGUUUAACGAUACCGUGGACGAGGAUCAACAACGAAUCGCUGACCUCGUGAUCCAGAAAAUGGAGGCUCAUUAUCCUCCUACUAUCCAGGCCACAUCACCGACGAAGGCCGCCCUGUCAGGAGCCUUCAGUAUCGCUGGCAGUCCCGGAGCACCAGCCGCCUCGGCCGCGGCUUCAGACAAGUCAAACGUGGACGAGAAGACAAAGAACGGCGCAUUUAGUGGCAUAAUAGACUAGUGCGACAGAGCAAAAAAAUGGCAUGAAAUUUUCCAAUUUUCAAUAUAUAAGCCCAAGAUUACUCAUACAAGGAGUUCCUCUGACCAAAAGCUUUCAAAUUUCAAAUUUUAAA